Molecule: messenger RNA, 4868 nt
Organism: Grus americana (Whooping crane)
Lineage: Eukaryota; Metazoa; Chordata; Aves; Gruiformes; Gruidae
Gene: CEBPZ
Product: CCAAT enhancer binding protein zeta
Exons: 16
Coding region: 22-3213 (1063 amino acids)
Cellular component (GO): nucleus
Source: RefSeq, a predicted model, not a curated record
AGGAGCUUCCGGUGGGCAGCGAUGGCGGCGCUGUGGGACUUCGGCGUGAGGGACCCGAAGAAGGUGGGUGGCGACAGCGGCGAGGAGGAAGAGGAGGACGGUGAAGAAGGAGAAGAUGGAGAUGCCGAAGGGUUCACGCUGGACGAGGUGCUGCGCCUCGGCGGCACCAAGCAAGACUACGUGAUGCUGUGCGCCGUGGACGAGGCGGAGGAGAUGGUGGACGGCGGCAAGAAGGACGCGAUCGACGACCUGAAGGAAGGGGAGCUGGAGGCCUUCGUUGGCUCCCUGGGGCUCGGCAAGUAUGCGAAAAGUUGCCUCGUGGUGGAGGAGGACGAAGAUGACGGGGGCAGCGAGGAGCAAGAGAAGCCCCCAAAGAAAGAGAAAAGCAAGAAAGAAACUAACCCUCCUUCGUUAGAGGGGAAAAAAGAAAAAAAAAUCAAGGAAAAGGCCAGCAGUGUGAAAGACAGCAAGAAGAAGGAAGCUGGUGGUGAUCAGGACCAGCACCUUUCAGCAAAGAAAGAAAAGCUGGAAGACUAUUUUGAAUUUCGUGCUAGGCAGGUGAUACUGAUCAAAUCAGGGGGCAAAUGGUAUGAUCUAGAAUACACCAAUGAAUUCUCUUCAGAGCCACAAAAUCAGAUGCUUCUGACCAAGUAUAAGGCCUUGGCCCAAAAGCUGUACCAGCAUGAGAUAGAUCUGUAUAAGAAUAAGACAGAUUAUCAGAAGGGGGCCUCUUCAGCGUGGAUGAAAACUGUUGUGUCGUCAGGUACGUUGGCUGACAGGAUGGCAGCGAUGACCCUUCUCAUUCAGGACAGUGCUGUCCACAGUCUCCAGUUUGUUGAGAACUUGGUAAACCUCAUAAAGAAAAAGGGCAGCAGGAACCAGAGCCUCAUGGCUUUGGAUACUUUCAAGGAGCUUCUCAUUUCAGAUCUCUUACCAGACAAUCGGAAAUUAUGGUCUUUCUCCCAGCGACCAUUUAACAACAUAGAGAAGAUGUCGAGUGGCAACAGGGAUUCAAGAGACAGACGAUUAAUACUGUGGUACUUCGAGCAUCACCUGAAACUGCAGGUGGCAGAGUUUGUGCAAGCGUUAGAAACACUGAGUCAUGAUUGUCUUACGGCAACGAAAUCCCGAGCGCUGGCAGUUUCCCAUGAGCUUCUCUGUAACAAGCCUGAGCAGGAGAAAGUUCUACUUGUUCAGCUGGUAAAUAAACUGGGAGACCCUCAGAAUAAAAUCGCCACCAAAGCCUCUUAUCUUUUAGAGACGUUACUUCACAAGCAUCCAAAUAUGAAGGGAGUAGUGUGCAGUGAGGUGGAGAGGCUUUUGUACCGGUCAAACAUUAAUGUGAAAACUCAGUAUUACGCCAUUUGCUUUCUAAAUCAGAUAGUCCUCAGUCAUGAAGAAAGUGCAUUGGCUAACAAACUGAUAACUUUAUACUUUUGCUUUUUUCGGAACUGCAUUAAGAAAAAAGAUGUUGAAUCCAAAAUGCUCAGUGCUCUUCUUUGUGGGGUAAACAGAGCUUACCCUUAUGCUGAGACUGGUGAUGAAAAAGUGAAAGAACAAAUGAACACGUUGUUCAAAGUUCUGCAUCUUGUGAACUUCGGUACCAGUGUCCAGGCCCUGAUGUUACUGUUUCAAGUGAUGGACUCUCAGCAGACUGUAUCGGACAGGUACUACGCAGCACUAUACAAGAAGCUUCUAGAUCCUGCUUUAGCAACCUGCUCCAAGCCAUCCAUGUUUCUUAAUCUUGUCUAUAAAUCUCUGAAGGCAGAUGUAGUGUUACGGCGCGUGAAGGCCUUUGUGAAGAGGUUACUUCAAGUCACUUGUGGACAAAUGCCACCCUUCAUUUGUGGAACCCUGUACCUUCUGUCUGAGCUUCUGAAAAUAAAACCGGAAUUAAGGCUCCAGUUACAGGAUCAUGUGGAGUCAGAUGAUGAAGAGUGCUUUAAGGAUCAAGAAGAGGCUGAAGAGGAUGAGGAAAAAUUUGUGGAUGCAGACAAAGAAGUAGAAGGUGAAGAGAAGAGCACAAUGGAAAAUUCUAAAACAAACGACUCGAAUUCAACAGCCUCGUGGGUGCAUCAUCUGAAUAUGGGAGGGAGGAAGAGUGGAGCUUCAUACGAUCCUAUGCACCGAAGUCCUUUAUACUGUGGUGCUGAAAGAACCAGCCUUUGGGAACUGAAGAAGCUUUCUGAACAUUUUCAUCCAUCUGUGGCCCUCUUCGCAAAAACAAUUCUAGAAGGAAAUCACAUUCAGUACUCUGGUGACCCUUUGCAGGAUUUCACAUUAAUGAGAUUCUUGGAUCGCUUUGUGUACAGAAAUCCCAAACAUCAUAAAGGCAAAGAAAACACCAGCAGUGUGGUAAUGCAGCCGAAGAAGAAGCAGUUUAUGAAGGAUAUGCAGAAUCUUGCAGUUAACAGUAAGGAAUUCCGUACCAAAGAUGAAAGCAAAAUCCCUGUGGAUGAAGUGUUUUUUCACAGAUUUUAUUCAAAGUUUGAUAAGAAGAGAGAGAAACAAAAGCGUCAGGAUGAUGAAGAAAGCGUGGAAGAUGUAGAUGAUGAUGAAUUUGAAAGAGCAUUGGAUACAUUUGAAGCUGCUGAUAAUGCCAUUGACGUUGGCCAGGAUGACCUUGAUUUUGCUGGUAAUAUAAAAAAGAAAACAGAAGGUGGUAAGAAAGGCCAAAGAAACAAGGAGUCCAGUGCUGACUGGGAGGAUUCUGAUGAUGAAGAUGAAUUCAGUGAUCUGGAUGAUGAGGAAGUCUCCUUAGGAAGUAUGGAGGAAGAUUUUGGAGAAGAUAUGGAUGAAGAGGGAGGUGUAUUUAUGGAUGUGUCUGAUGAUGAUAACAGCCUAGAUCCAAACAGUGACAAGCAAUUGAAGUCUGUUGGUAAAAAGGGCAAGAGAAAGAAAGAUAUGAAUUUUGUGGGAUCAUUUGAAGGAUCCAACCGAGGAAAGAAGAGAAAAUUCAAGGAUGCCGGUAUACUGGCAUCUGCAGAAGAGUUUGGCUAUCUGCUGGAUGAAAAUGCUGGGUCCAAGUUUGACAAUAUCGGAAUGAACGCCAUGGCCAACAGAGAUAAUGCAAAUGUCAAACAGAUCCAGUGGGAAAUAGAGCGUGACAAGUGGCUUCACAAUAGGGAUGUGAAAAGCAUCAUCAAAAAGAAGAAACAGUUCAGGCACAGAGGGCUGAAAAACAAGUUCAAAGGCAAGAAAUCAAAACGAUGAACUGGACAUUUUAAUGUGGACAUUUUUACAAUAAUUAUUUUAGAAGAUAAUUUUUUAAUUAAUCACACAUCUUUCUUACUUCAGUUCUUGCUGCUUAACCAUGCCAUUUGGUCAUUCUCCCUUAUGCCGUGAAUUCCAGACCACUCAUUGGAUUUGUAAUACACUGAAAAAUAGGAAAAUCCAUGUCAGCUGUAAGUUGGGCACAUCUGAAGGUGAGCCACUCUGUGGCUAGUUUUGUUGGAUCUAUAGUCCUGAGUACUUCACCCACAAGUCUGACACUCCAGCCACACCUAUGCAUAACAAUAAACACUUCUGCAGCAUUUCCUGGGGUAAGUUUUAAGCAGUAAUAAAAUCAGCUUUAUAGGUAAGAUGCAACAGAAGCUUCAGCCAUCCUUCUGAAACCAACAACUACAAACCUACCUUCCAGAAUUGAUGGAAACCUCUUCUGCAUUUUAUAUCUGAAAUCUGACAAGAAAGAUAAAUCAAUUACCCAACAUAUUUUAAGACAAAUAAUUAAAUACACUAUUUUUCUAACUAGAUUAGUUUUACCAAAAUUUGUCUGAGCUCCUUAGUUACAGCCACCACUAAAUAAUGUGAUCUGAAUUUACUUUUUCUUUUUUUUAAAUUGUAUCACAGACUGUAUUCAGGUUACUCAUGUGUGCAGCCCUAUCAUCAUAGUGUUUUCUGAGCUUCCUCACAAUUGUUAUAACCAAAUACAAAUUACAGAUUCACAGGAAGCUGAAUGCCUCUCAUAGGUUGACAUGCAAAUGAAAAUUGGGAAAACUACUCUGCUUCCUUAUGGAGCUUCAGGUGUUCAUUGAAUCCUUCUGUGGGCUGCUCUGGCAACCCAGUAGAAAAACAUGUAAUGAUAGCUUUAUGCUAUUUUAAUGAUUUACCGCAGCUCAUAGAAGGACCUUAUCAAUGCUAAUACUAGCACAAAGAAAGCGGUAAAAGUCUCAUUCUGAGCGCACUGAGCUGUUAGAUAAGCUCACUGCACUUUACAGAAUUACAAGAACUACAGCUUAAGAAAAUCUUCUGCAAAGGCAUGAGAACUAGGAUCUAGAACUGAAAAGAGGGAAGAAAUGAGAAGCCAUGAAUGCUCAGCACCAAGUUCCCAAGACAGGCCAAUACAUCUGCUCUCCACAUUUUGGAGAGUAAAAAUGCAAAGAAAGAUAGCUUAAGUCUAACAGCCUGCCAGCUCCUGAAUCUGGGAUAACAAAGGCGGACUGAUGUGAUGUAGUGUUGGUGCCCUCCCAGCUGCAGUAGCAGCUGCCUUUUGGUUCGCCCUGACCCUGUGGGUAGCAGGAGUGGCUUUCUUGUCCUGCAGGGGCACAGGUCUGUAAAACCAGUGCUGCACCCUGCAGAGUCCUGACUCCAAAAUAAGGCCAUUGCUGUGCAGAGCAGAUCUUGCAGUAACUCGGUGCCUGAUUUAUUUUUGUGUUACCUAGGAACUGAGUCCUAAGUUUGAGAGUUGAGGGCCUGAAGCCAAAUCAGCUGGAAGAUGACGCUGGCUGCUUCAUGCCAGCUGGGUCUGUUGUCUACCUGGGAAAUGUCAAAUCCCAGAGCCAGUGAGACCUAGGCAUGAGCCAGGGGAUCACUUCAAGGGCUGAGCACCAGAUGCCUGAAACAGGAUCGAUUAAAUCCUGCCUCAUUUU